Wallemia mellicola CBS 633.66 is the source of this 1936-nucleotide messenger RNA. Its product is annotated as TPR-like protein. Lineage: Eukaryota; Fungi; Basidiomycota; Wallemiomycetes; Wallemiales; Wallemiaceae. Gene Ontology annotation, biological process: protein import into peroxisome matrix, docking. The transcript is spliced from 7 exons. Gene Ontology annotation, cellular component: cytosol; peroxisomal membrane. Bases 31 to 1857 code for a protein of 608 amino acids. Gene Ontology annotation, molecular function: protein binding. The record is from RefSeq and is a predicted model, not a curated record.
GAUCAUCGACGUAAUUGAUCAAAAGAAAGUAUGGAGGAAUGUGCUACUAGUAAACUCGAUAAUUUACAAAGGAUAAAUUUGAAUAAUAACUCUUUAAGGUUCCAGCAAAAUCCCGAGCCAUCCACUAGUUACAAACCUACGAAAUCUAUUAGAGAUUACAAUCAGCCAGAGCGUUUUGAGGAUAAUAAGUUUAAUUUUAAUAAAUUAAACGCUGAAUUACAUAAUUUAAGCUAUAAGAAUACUUGGGUUGAUGAUUUUAAUCAGUCGAACGUAGCGAAGAAUAAGAAUACGUGGGUGAACGAGUUUAAGAUUUCCCAGCCCAAAGCAUCCGUCAAUCCCAAUAAGUUUAUUAACCACAAUCAAUUGUCACAUUCAUCAACUAAUUACGUCAAUUUUAAUCAACAGCAGCAAUACACACAAAAUAAUUAUACCAGCAAUCAACACAAUUGGGAUAGACAGUUUGAUAAGUUUGAUAAACCAAUUUUAAAUGAAGAACCUAAGAGCUUCUCACAAUCACAAACACCUAAUGAUGAUUUAGCUAGAACUGCUAGAAACUUGAUCGACACAGUCGAGCCAGAUAAAUAUGAUAAAUUCAGGAAUUCUGAGUUCUUUUCAUUUAUGAAGCAGCUCUCGACUGGUGAAUAUCGUUUGGAAAAUGAUGAAUUUGUUAGUAACAAUACAACGUCUGAGAAUAAUUGGACAAAAGAAUUUGACAUUCCAAACAAAGAAAGUGCUAUCACCGGCUCAGCGACUGAGAACCCCUCGUUAAUCAAUGCACCAGAACCGUACAAUAAAUUAUUGAACAUAUUUGGUCCAUCAACGUCUUCAAACGAUUACGAUGUUAAGAGCAGUCUUAACGGUGAUCUCGAGCAGGGCACUGGUACAGGAGCUGGUGUGAAAGGUCCGCAAGAAGCAGAAUGGGACACUUUACAACAAGGUUUAGAUGAGAUUGAUUCAACUUUCUCUAAUGACAUAAAAAGAGUAGACAACCUUGGUUUAGAUCAGCCGAGAGAGUACGCGUUUGAAGCAAAUAAAUCGAAACCCGACUAUUUAAAUCAUAUAUCACACAUAGAAUCAGUUUUAAGAGAGAAUUCGAAUAAUGCUCAAGCGUGGUAUGAACUUGGAGUUUGUCAACAAGAAAAUGAGAAUGAUUCGCAAGCUAUAUCUGCACUAUUAAAAGCGGUUGAAUUGGAUCAGGAAUACGCUGAUCCGUGGUUAGCUCUUGCCAUUAGCUAUACGAAUGAAUCAGAGAAGGUAUCUGCAAUGAACGCAAUUAACAAUUGGUUGCAAUGGAAACAUAAUCAGGUGAAAUCAACCACGUUAAACAAUCAAAACAUAACCAGUGAUGAAUUGAUUAGAUGUUUAUGCGAAAUAGUAGUGCAACAAGCAAAAGAGGACAUAAUAGAUGCUGAUGUUCAAGUGGCACUUGGUGUAGUAUUUAGUUUAAGUGAAAGUUAUGAGAAAGGCAUUGAUUGUUUCCGUACUGCACUUUCCACGAAGCCUAAUGAUUGGUUACUGCUUAAUAGACUUGGAGCGACUCUAUCAAAUAGUGGUCAAUGUAGAUCAUCGUUGGAGUUUUACUACCGAGCAUUAGAUUUACAUCCAACAUAUGUCCGAGCCAUGUUUAAUUUAGGCAUAGCGUUGAUGAAUCUAAAAGAUUAUGAUGAAGCAAUUCGUCAAAUACUUUCAGCACUUGCAAUACAAAGCGAAGGUAACGAGCAAGGCGGAACUAAUCAGAUCAAUUUCAAUAUGUGGGAUACUUUGAGAAAUUGUUUAUUACAGAUGAGAAGGAGUGAAUUAACACAGUACUGUAAUACGAGAGAUAUUAAUGCAUUAAGAAAGCAUUAUGAGUUUUAAUGCUACUUUUUUCUCUUUUUUGGUAAAAAAAUUGACUUUGAUUGAGCAGAUUGAUUGUUCUGUUGAAUUUGUUGAGGGU